CGUUGCGGGCGCUCGGCGUAGGGGGAGGCGGGUAGCAGCAUCCUCCCGGGCGCCGCUUUCGCGCGGCGGCGGCGGGGCUUUCUCUGCCUCGGCACCGAGUUGGCCAGAAGCGGCUGGUGCCGGGGGCGGGGCGGGCAGGGAGCGCUGCGGCCCCGGGCUCCUUUCUCUCGAGCUGUGUGUCCUGGGUCUUUCGGGCCAGUCGGAGGCUGCGGAUCGGCGCGGGUUGCCUGAGCUGCCCGCCCGGGCAUCCUCGCGGUGAUGGAAGCAGCUGCCGCCGCCGCUGCGGGGUCGCGCUGCUCCCCAUCCACCGCCGCCCCGGAGAUGGGAAGGUUCGCCGCGCGGAGGCCGAAAGCGAGAGAGGCAGAGCCGCUUUGCCGGGAGCUGGGUCCCGUGUAAGCCGUCCCCCUCCGUCGCCCCCAGCUGGCUUCGUCCCUCGGAGCGAGGAAGGAAGCUGCGGUCCCGGGAGAGCCGGGGAGACAUAGCUGGAGCCGGGACGCGCCGGGCUCGGUGGAGAGCGGAGCAGGGCUCUGGGCCCGGGGAAAGUUUUCCUUCCAGAGCCGCAGGACGCCCGCUGCCCGGAAACUCUGCCCAGGGAUACGCGGGGACCUCCAGCGGAAGAGAGCGAGAGAAAUCGAGGAACGAGUGACAGCCGGACAGUCCGCCAGGACCGCCUCGGGGCGCGCCCUCGGCUCCAGGUCCCUCCCGGAGCCGCUGCCAUGGGAGAGCCAGCCCUGGGCUCCGGGGACCAGCCGCCGCUGCUGCCGCGCCCGCCUCGGAGCCGCGGCCCGAGUCCCGGCGCCCGCAGCCAGUCCGCUGCGUCCCCUUCCCGGGCUGCAGGGCCGCCUCCGCCGCGCCGCCGGCCCGGGUUGUGCCUGUGAUGAGCCGCAGUCCGCCGCGAGCUCUGCCCCCGGGCGCGCUCCCCCGGCUGCUCCAGACUGCGCCUGCCGCCGCGCCGCGCGCCCUGCUCCCGCCCUGGCCCCGGCGCCCGGGACGCCGCUGGCCCGCGUCACCUCUCGGAAUGAAGGUGUUCCGCAGGAAGGCGCUAGUGCUGUGCGCGGGCUAUGCGCUGCUGCUGGUGCUCACCAUGCUCAACCUCCUGGACUACAAGUGGCACAAGGAGCCGCUGCAGCAGUGCAACCCCGACGGGCCGCUGGGUGCCGCAGCGGGGGUCUCCGGGGGCGGCUGGGGGCGCCCGGGGCCGCCUCCGGCCGCGCCGCCCCGCGCUCACACCCACUUGGACCCUCGCACCCCUUACCGUCCUCCCGCUGCCGCCGUCGGGGCGGCUCCCGCAGCUGCGGCAGGGGUGUCAGGGGCCGCGGCCUCUCCGGGCAACGGCACUCGGGGCACCGGGGGCAGCAGGGAAAAGCGGCAGCUGGUGUACGUGUUCACCACGUGGCGCUCGGGCUCGUCGUUCUUUGGCGAGCUCUUCAACCAGAAUCCCGAGGUGUUCUUCCUCUAUGAGCCAGUGUGGCACGUGUGGCAAAAACUGUACCCAGGGGACGCCGUUUCCCUGCAGGGGGCAGCGCGGGAUAUGCUGAGCGCUCUCUACCGCUGCGACCUCUCGGUCUUCCAGCUGUACAGCCCCGCGGGCAGCGGGGGGCGCAACCUCACCACGCUGGGCAUCUUUGGUGCCGCCACCAACAAAGUGGUGUGCUCAUCGCCUCUAUGCCCCGCCUACCGCAAGGAGGUCGUGGGGCUGGUGGACGACCGCGUGUGCAAGAAGUGCCCGCCGCAGCGCCUGGCGCGUUUCGAGGAAGAGUGCCGCAAGUACCGCACGCUGGUCAUCAAGGGUGUGCGCGUCUUCGACGUGGCAGUGUUGGCGCCGCUGUUGCGAGACCCAGCCUUGGACCUCAAGGUCAUCCACCUAGUGCGUGAUCCCCGUGCGGUGGCCAGCUCACGCAUCCGCUCGCGCCACGGCCUCAUUCGCGAGAGCCUCCAGGUGGUGCGCAGCCGGGACCCGCGCGCCCACCGCAUGCCCUUCCUGGAGGCCGCUGGCCACAAGCUAGGCGCCAAGAAGGAGGGCAUGGGCGGCCCAGCGGACUACCACGCGCUCGGCGCUAUGGAGGUCAUCUGCAACAGCAUGGCCAAGACUCUGCAGACGGCCCUGCAGCCCCCGGACUGGCUGCAGGGCCACUACCUGGUGGUGCGGUACGAGGACCUGGUGGGAGACCCGGUCAAGACACUACGGAGGGUGUACGACUUUGUGGGACUGUUGGUGAGCCCUGAAAUGGAGCAGUUUGCCCUGAACAUGACCAGUGGCUCGGGCUCUUCCUCCAAGCCUUUUGUGGUGUCUGCACGCAACGCCACGCAGGCCGCCAACGCCUGGCGGACCGCCCUCACCUUCCAGCAGAUCAAACAGGUGGAGGAGUUUUGCUACCAGCCCAUGGCCGUGCUGGGCUACGAGCGGGUCAACAGCCCCGAGGAGGUCAAAGACCUCAGCAAGACCCUGCUUCGGAAGCCCCGGCUCUGAGAGGGGGGCCGGGAGACUUGAUGCCCUGUGGAGAUAAGCACGAAGGAUUGUGGUGUGUUUAAGCAAACACAGCCUAGACCCAAACUGAGGAAGCCCACAUAUUCUAUUAUAGAUAUAUAAUAUAAAUAACACACAGGCACUUGCUGUCAAUGUUUUGAGUCAGUGAAUUUUAAGGAACAGCCAACGCACAUACACACACACACCCUCAGAAAAGGCAAGACUCGAAAGUUCUGACCAGGUGCCCCUCCUCUCCUCUCUCCUACCUUUUCUCCCUUCCCCUUUCUCCUAUUUCUUUCCCUGCCCCCCACCUGCCUUCCAUUUUGAAGUGGGAUGUUCAUGAAAUCAAGGUCCAGUAACCCAAAUCUUGUUUACAACGUUUUCGUGGUGAUCUGUGAAUGUGUAAGAGUAAUUUGGAUGUGGGGGUGGGGGUGGAGAAAGGGGAAGUGGUCCAGGAACAGAAAGCCCCACUGGGCAUGGUAAACGGAGGAGGCAUUCUUCUAAAGUAGACUUUUGUGUAAAAAGCAAAGGUUACAUGUGAGUAUUAAUAAAGAAGAUAAUAAAUAAUAUUCUUUUUUUA
This is a messenger RNA of Microcebus murinus (gray mouse lemur), 3047 nucleotides long. The record is from RefSeq and is a predicted model, not a curated record. Lineage: Eukaryota; Metazoa; Chordata; Mammalia; Primates; Cheirogaleidae.